This is a messenger RNA of Ooceraea biroi (clonal raider ant), 3184 nucleotides long. It is a transcript of the gene Xpc, whose product is annotated as DNA repair protein complementing XP-C cells homolog. The record is from RefSeq and is a predicted model, not a curated record. Gene Ontology annotation, cellular component: cytoplasm; nucleus; nucleotide-excision repair factor 2 complex. Lineage: Eukaryota; Metazoa; Arthropoda; Insecta; Hymenoptera; Formicidae. Gene Ontology annotation, biological process: mismatch repair; nucleotide-excision repair. Gene Ontology annotation, molecular function: single-stranded DNA binding; damaged DNA binding.
GCAAACCAAGGCAGACCAACAGGCAGAUACAGGCAGACAACAAUAAGAGGAGCAAGAGGAAGCAAGUGCUGUCACGUGUUGCGUGUUUAUAUAUUGAUUUAUUCAAGUAUUUCACAACGACAUAAAUCAAUCAAUCUUCGAUCUCGCGCAUACGGAGUAGCGGAAAACAAACGAAGAGAUUCUAUUCUGCAGGAUAACACGCAGUAUGAGUGAUUCCGAUGACGACGGUUCCGACAGUAGUAACGAUUUCACUGGUAUCACUCCGAAGGACGAGCUGACAGCGAGCUUCUUCCAGAUAAAACCAGUGACAAAGUCCAAGCUCAAGGUAGACUCAAAGAGUGGCAGUGAGGAGAGCAGCGACGACGACAAUUUCACGAGUGUUCCUGAGAAUGGCAUCGAGCUGUUCUCGGAAGUGGUGAGGAAUCUAGAAGCCACGCAGAGGUUCCAUGUCAACAAUCAGGAGUCCGAGCAGCACUCGUCCAAGGACGAUGCUGCGCAGGUCAAGAAAGUCAAGACUGAAAAGAAGCGUAGAGACAUAUCUGAUGAGAUAAACGCGGUUUUACUGCAAGGAGAAAGUGGAGCUUUCCACAAGGAUGAUGAAGACACGGAUGACGAUGUACAGGAACCAGAAGAUGUUAAACGGCCAGACGAUUAUUCCAUACCUAAGGAAGGUGUAAAGAUAACUCUGCCAGGCACGAGUAUGAUCUUCAAGAAAAAGCCAGGAAAGAAGGAAUCGGACCUAGCUGCGAUUCUACGAAGGAAACUGAAGGCCAAUCAGAUAAUAGUAGAGAAAACGGCUCGGGUGUGUUGGCUAGCAUAUGGAUUCUACCUGAACUGCCAAGCAAAUGACCCUGAAACGAUGGCAACAGCGAUCUCCCUUAUGUCGAUAAAGGAUUACCCAAAAAAGAAUUUUGAUUUGACAUAUCUAGCAAAGUUUACAAGGUGGUUCAGGAAUGUAUUCACAAUAGAAUCCAGUCAUGGUGAAGUUAUCAUAAAUAAGGAAACACUGUUAAAAAGUAUAGAGGAGAAAAAGAUUCACAAUUAUAGGGAAUUAGUAAUAUUGUAUGUGGCAAUACUGAGAGGUAUUGGUUUACAUUGUCGCUUAGUAGUAUCUCUCAACCCACCGCCUGUAAAACUGUUCAACGAGCUACUGCCUAAAGCUAACACAGCUAAGAAAAACAAUGGAACUAAGAAAACUGCCAAAGAAACGAAGCCAGAUACUAAGAAACCAAAUUCAAAGAAAGAUCUCACAAAUAGCAGCGCGAUUCCGAAUAGCAAAAGUGCGCAGAGAAUUGCUAAUCUAGAAGCGAAGAAGAAGGCCGCGGAAAUUCUCCGUUCCAAGUAUUCAUAUGAUAAAAAGCGUAAAGACAGGUUAGAUAAGGAUAAGGAAUUAGAUAAGGAAGAUACAAGCGUCCAAAGUGCUUCCACCUCGAAGAAUGUGAAAGCAGCUUCCACAAGUUCAAGUAAAGCAGCUACCACUUUAUCCUCGAAACGUUUAAGGUCCAGUAAGGCACAUAAUGUCGCAACGAAACGAGAGAAUGAUAUUGGUUCAGAAGGUAAUCGAUCUAAAGCGAGUCGUUCCAAAAGACGAUCUCGAAGCAGUAGCUCCAGCUCGAGUUCAGGAGAGGAAAAGGAAAAAUCAUCCAACAAAUCAAAACGGAAACGUGCUGACAAGGAGACAGUUGUUAAAUCCAGAGGGAAAAAUGUGAAAAAGGAAGAAGCGACGGAUGACGAAGAAGAUGACAAUAAUGACAAAUUGAAAAAGAGACAAGAUGUAUGGGUCGAAGUGUAUGUGGAAUCCAAAAAUAGUUGGAUAUGUGUAAAUGUAUUAGAUCCCAAUGUAGACUGCGUGGCUGAAAUAUACUGUGUGCAUGUAAUGUUUCAGAAAAAAGCGAGUAAGCCAGUAUUAUACGUAAUAGCAUAUAACUCGGAGAGGCUAAUAAAGGAUGUCACAAGACGCUAUUGCCCGCGGUGGCUUUCUGUUACGCGUAAACAGCGCAUUGACGAGAAAUGGUGGACCGAAACGUUAAGUUACUGGUUGGAAAGAGAGACUGCCAUGUCCAGACAGGAAGAUGAAUUGCUUCUGCAAAAGGAAUUGGAACAGCCGCUGCCGAAAACCAUUAGCGAAUGCAAAGGACAUCCCUUGUACGUGCUGGUCAGGCAUUUACUCAAAUAUGAAGCCCUGUACCCACCGGAUUGCGUACCGCUCGGGCAUUUGAAAACCGGCGAAGCGAUCUACUCGCGAUACUGCGUACACACGCUGUGCUCGCGGGAAACCUGGCUGAAGAAGGCUCGAGUAGUUAAGCCGAAACAAGAUCCCUACAAGAUAGUCAAGGCACUGCCAAAAUAUGACAAGCUUUCAGGUAUGCGGCUGAAGGACUCUGCGCUAGAACUGUUUGGAGAAUGGCAAACCAUGGACUACGAGCCGCCAGAGGCUAAGAACGGCAUUGUGCCUCGCAAUGAAUACGGAAAUGUGGAUUUGUUUAAGAAAUGUAUGCUUCCGAAGGGCACAGUACACAUAAAUCUUCCAGGAUUGAAUCGCAUCGCCCGAAAAUUGAACAUAGAUUGCGCGACCGCUGUGGUGGGUUUCAAUUUCGGUUGUAUGGGCGCCGUGCCAGCCACUGAAGGCUUUGUUGUAUGCGCCGAAUACGAAGACACGUUACGAGACGCUUGGGAAGCGGAGCAAUACGAGGCAGCUAAACGCGCCACCGAGAAAAGGGAGAAAAGGAUUUACGGCAAUUGGAAAAAGCUCAUUAAGGGUUUGCUCAUUAGAGAGAAGCUGGCACAAAAGUACGAGUUUCAGGAAGACUCGAAGCAGUCGGAGCAGUCGAACAAACGUCCAAAGCAACGAAAAACCAUUGUAAAAAAAUCCAAGACGUGAUACAGCAUAUCAUGAAGUAUCAGAUUACGUCUCGCCCCCUGAUGAAGCGGAUUAAAAUGUUAAAAUGUCGAAACGAGAAUUAAAGUGACAGAAAAUGCGGCUUCAAACUUCUUACCCAAUAACCAAACUUGAUAACAUACUUUAAUGUUUAUACAGAUCACAUGUCUGAUACCAACAAUAUCAAGUUAAGCUUCAUUCCCAAAAUUAAAUAACGUUUGGUAUUUAUAGCCCGAUUUGUUUGAAUAUUGUAUAAUUGAUUGUGCUGUGAACAUUUUUUGUAUGAAUUAAAUUAUUUUUGUAAUA